AUGAUUAUGAUGAUUCAAGAUGAACCGGCGUUGCUCCAGCCAGAGCUGCCCGAGCUGGGCCAACCGGAGCUCGAGCCACCGCUGCUCCAACCACCGGAGCCGCCGCCGCUGCUGGGCCAGCCACCGGACGGUUUUUGCCAGCCACCGCCACUGCUUCCACCACUGCUCGGCCAGAUGGUGAUGCUGCUGCCGGCGCCGGAGUUCCAGCCGCCCGAGGACGAGGGCUUCUGCCAACCACCGGACGAUGGCCAGACGGACAAGGCACCGACACCGCUACCACCGCCGGAGCUCCAUCCACCGCUGCUGGGCUUCUUCCAGCCACCGGAGGACGACGACGGCCAACCUCCGGAGCUACCGAGACUGCUGCUGGACCAGCUCGAGGCCGACGGCCAGCCACCGCCACUGGAGCCGCCCGACGACCAGCCGGAGGAAGGCUUCCAUCCACCACCGCCACUGGACCAUCCGGACGAUGGUUUCCAGCCUCCACCGCCGCCGCCGCUAGACCAUCCGGAGGACGAUUUCCAUCCGCGACUGCUACCGCCGGACUUCCAACCUCCACCGCCUCCACCACCGGUCACGUGGAUCACCUUGAUGAUUUUUUUACCUCCCCCCGAGCUCCAUGGAUUCCAACCUGAGAUACAUAACCGUAUUAAGCAAAAAGCAUGCGGCAAUGGAAAAGGAUGA
Messenger RNA from Trichogramma pretiosum, 684 nucleotides. RefSeq names its product early nodulin-75-like. NCBI's taxonomy places the organism in Eukaryota, Metazoa, Arthropoda, Insecta, Hymenoptera, Trichogrammatidae. The coding region runs from base 1 to 684 and encodes 227 amino acids. The record is from RefSeq and is a predicted model, not a curated record. The transcript is spliced from 2 exons.